AUGUUCCUGUAUAGUGCAGUUGUGCUCUCUGCGCUGGCUCUCGCCUCCUCGACCGAGGUGCAGCAAUGUCCCGGUCGAUCCGAGCAAAGUUUGCAGGAUAAAGUGCAACUCACUCCUUGCAAAAAGUUACCGUGCCGUCUCAAGAAAGGAACCAACCAACACAUUACAGUGCACAUAACGCCAGAGACCGACUUAGAAGAUAUAACGAACGAAGUAAUAGCGGAAGUGUUAGGAGUUAAGGUGCCAUUCGUUGGCGUCGACGGCAAUUCUAUUUGCGAUAAAAUGUUCACUGAAAGUGGAGAGAAGGCAGAGUGCCCGCUUAAAGCUGGCAACAAGUACCUGUACAAGGAUUCGUUUCCUAUUCUUAGUUUCUAUCCUACCAUCGAAGUUAAUGUCCAUUGGGCGCUAAAAUCUCCGGACGGAGAAAUAGUUUGUUUUGAAGUGCCAUCGAAAAUUGUUAGAUAA
Messenger RNA from Parnassius mnemosyne (clouded apollo), 465 nucleotides. Lineage: Eukaryota; Metazoa; Arthropoda; Insecta; Lepidoptera; Papilionidae. The record is from the annotation of a GenBank genome assembly.